Suncus etruscus (white-toothed pygmy shrew) is the source of this 1116-nucleotide messenger RNA. RefSeq names its product C-type lectin domain family 6 member A-like. The coding region runs from base 1 to 1116 and encodes 371 amino acids. Lineage: Eukaryota; Metazoa; Chordata; Mammalia; Eulipotyphla; Soricidae. The record is from RefSeq and is a predicted model, not a curated record. The transcript is spliced from 9 exons.
AUGCUUGUGCUCAACGCCUAUGCUCAAGGAGCUCAUAGCUCCCUCUGGUGGCAGCGAGGGCUCAGUGCCCGGACGGCUGUGGCACCAGCGGCCAGAGCAGUCAGUAGAGAAUUAGCAGUAGGAAUCACGGAGAGAAAAGCAAACCCCGGCCAGCCCUUCAGGUGUGGCUGCCAACGGGAGUGGCCAGGAAGAGGAUCUGCUCUCUUCCAGCUUCAGACAAAUCUUAGACUGGAGGAGGCUAUCAUCGUCAUCCUCCUCGUCCACUCCCACGACCUUCUUGACUUCUCUCCCGGAAGUCAGCUGGACAGGCACCUCUCCUUUCGUGAUAAGAAUGUCUUUGUCUGCUCUGACUUUAAAAGGCACUGUAAGUUGUUUGAAGUGCCAGUGAGAGUCUUGUCUGAAGACAGUAGAUUAUCUCUUCUCAGCAUGACUACAGAGAUCACUUAUGCUGAAGUGAGAUUCAAAAAUGAACAACCUAAGUCCUUGGGCAACCCAUCAGGGGCUCCUGCAGGGAAAGCAUCAUGCUGGUUCCAAACAAGGCUCUGGUUUGUGGCUGUGGUUUGCAUUGUCCUGAUCAGUACUUGUUUCAUUGUGAGCUGUGUGGUGUUUUACGAAUUUACAUAUGGGAAAACUAACAAGAGGCUCUCUCAACUACAUACACAUUCCAGUCUAACCUGCUUCAGUGAGGAGACCAUUGAAACAGGAAAGACCUGGGGAUGUUGUCCGACUAACUGGAAAUCAUUUGGUUCCAGUUGCUACUUCAUUUCUGAGGAAUUUAAUUUUUGGGCUAAGAGUGAGCAGAUAUGUGUUGGAAUGGGGGCUCAUCUCAUGGUGAUCAAUACGAAAAAGGAACAGGAUUUUAUUGUCAAGCAUCUGAAUGAAACAUAUGAAUAUUUUCUGGGGCUCUCAGAUCCCCAAGGAAAUGAUAAUUGGCAAUGGAUUGACAAGACUCCUUACCAGGAAAAUUUCAGGUUUUGGCACAAAAAUGAGCCUAAUUUUUCUGGCGAAGAGUGUGGUUCAAUAGUUUUCUGGAAAGAUGAAGGAUGGGGCUGGAAUGAUGUUUUCUGUUUCAACAAUCUGUAUUCAAUAUGUGAGAUGAAUAAACUUUACUUAUGA